Molecule: messenger RNA, 4844 nt
Organism: Oryza sativa Japonica Group (Japanese rice)
Lineage: Eukaryota; Viridiplantae; Streptophyta; Magnoliopsida; Poales; Poaceae
Source: RefSeq, a predicted model, not a curated record
AAAAAAGAAAAAGAAGGGCUCUCUAGCUCUCACGAAAAAAACCCCCAAGUCCCAAUCCAUCUUUUUCCUUCCUGCGAUUUUCUGGCAUUCCCCCCAAAAUCAUCGACCCCCAUUAUCCCAUCUCUCCCACUCCCCAUGUUUGCCGGUCUAAUUGUGAUUUCCUCAUCUGAUUGGAGAAAUUUAUUUGCCCCUCCGUCGGCACCCCCGUCGCACUCCGAGCCUUCAGGUGCGGCACCUCCUGUAGCCCGGUGCCUGACACCUAGGCCCAGCACUCCUACCUCGUCGGAGUGUGCCGCUCUGCCGUGCCCCGAUCCUUCCUCCUCAGGUAACAUCUUGAUUAAUGUGUGUCUACCAGCUGCUCGAUGGAAUUCCCCUGUGAGAAUUUUGUCAUGUCCUGUGAUUUUCAUCUUUUGUGAUUGUAUCCCAGGAGCAUCUCAACUAAUGAUUUUGAAAGAAUGUUCAUCAUCCUUUUGGUUUCUUCUACUCUCCUUGCUCCAGGAUGUUGGAUAUUGGAUUAAUUUGUUUAUGGUUUAAGUAAUACACACUAAAAUUUGCUCUCUAACUUGCACAUGUAUGACUCAAGUUCCUGACGAUGGUUGUGUUUCUAAUUCUUUAGUUGCUCGCUACUAGAUAUUUUUAUUGCCCAAAAAUUACGAGUAUCUCUAGUAGAUAUAUAUUCUAUCAUCAGUUCUUCGGAUUAGAAUAUACAGGUAGGAAUUAUUAACAUAGUUUAAUUUAUGAUUGGUACUGAUCUCAGGAUUGCUUUAAGUGGUUAGAAAAUUCAGGUCUCCUGAAAGUACGGUGGAAUUUGAAUGUUAAUAAUUGUGCAAUCUCAGGAUUGCUUUAAGUGGUUAGAAAAUUCAGGUCUCCUGAAAGUACGAUGGAAUUUGAGUGUUAAUAAUUGUGCAAUCUGAUAGCAAACCAUUGGCAUGUGUGCAAAAAUUCAGUAAAUUAAACAAGCUAAGACACAUGUUGUUUAUUCUUUUGGUGUAUUGAAGUGUAGACAGAGUAAACAAGUUAUAGAGAAAUAUGUACUACUUAAUAUGUUCAAGUUAUCACUAAUAAUGAUUUAUCUGGGAGCAAUUAUUUUUUGUAUUUAAAAGAAGAUUUCCUAUUAGUCUACAUCUAAUAUUUCCUCUUCUUAUUUUGAUAAACUUCCUUUACAUAAUCUUUCAAAAUAUGCAUCCUUACCAUAUAAUUUCAAGUGUAGGGCUAGCCAUUAUUUGCAUGUCAGAAUAGCUUGUUUAGUGUGAGAUUAAUGGCUGAGGACCGUAGUUGGAUGUAUAAAAGGGUAGUGAAUGGAUACAUUUCAGAUGAGUAUUUGAAAGGAGUUAAGAGGUUUAUGUCACACGCUGUAUCAAAGUUACAAGGUCAGGCAGAGAAAAGGGUUAGAUGCCCUUGUACGAAGUGCAAGAAUGGACAGCUGCAUGACAAAAGAAUAGUUCAAAUGCACCUUUGCAAUAAAGGAUUUACUGAAAAUUACCAUGUGUGGAGUAGACAUGGUGAAAGUGGAGCUGAUACCAGUGAGACACCAGAAGGCAGUAUUGACAAUGAGAUGAAUGAAGGAGGUAAUGCCUAUGGAGAGUCAGAUCAUAUAGAUGAGAUGGUGUUGGAUGCCGUAGGGCCUAAUUUUUGUCAAAAUAUUGAAGAGCCUCCAAAUGUUGAAGCAGCUUCAUUUUUUGAUAUGUUAGAUGCAGCAGACAAGCCAUUGUGGGAGAAGUGUGGAAAACACUCUCAAUUAUCUGCAGUCUCUCGGUUGUUGACAAUAAAAUCAGACCAUAAUAUGUCUGUAGCUUGCUUUGAUGAGCUGGUCAAGGUUAUGAAAGAAAUGUUGCCUCCAGAUGCAAAUUUGCCAUGUAGUUUUUACAAAUGCAAGAAAGUCGUCGAAGCUUUAGGUAUGCCUGUCCAAAAGAUUGAUGUUUGUAAGAAUGAUUGCAUGUUAUACUAUAAGGAGCAUGCUAACAAAAGGAAAUGUAUAACAUGUAAUGGGCCUCGUUAUAUUGAAGGGUUAGAACUCCCUGAGAAUAAGAAGGGCACUCCACAGAAGGUGCUUCGCUACCUCCCAAUCAUUCCACGCCUACAGAGGCUCUACAUGUCACGAGGCACUGCAACACACAUGACAUACCACAAGGAUGGGCUUGAAUCAGAGAGGUGCAACAAUGAAAGCAGAAAGAAAAAGUUAACUCACCCAGCAGAGAGUGAAGCAUGGAAACAUAUUGAUUCAAAGUACCCUAAUUUUGCAAAGGAGCCUCGAAAUGUGCGUUUAGGGUUGUCAACUGAUGGAUUCACGCCAUUUAAUCAAACUGCAACCCCUUACUCCUGUUGGCCUGUUUUUGUUGUCCCAUAUAACUUGCCCCCAGCAUUAUGCAUGAAGGCACAUAAUAUUUUCCUUACCAUGGUUAUACCAGGGCCUACGCACCCUGGAAAGAACAUAGAUGUAUUCUUCCAUCCACUAAUUGAUGAACUUUUGCAACUUUGGACAGAAGGAGUUGUGACAUAUGAUUGCUCAAAAAACCAGAACUUUGUCAUGCGAGCUGCCCUUAUGGGGACAGUAAGUGACUUUCCUGCAUAUGGGAUGUUGUGCGGCUGGAGCACACACGGGAAAUUAGCUUGUCCAAUUUGCAUGGAAGACACAAAGUCAUUUUGGCUAAAAGUUGGAGGCAAGCCAUGUUGGUUUGAUUGUCAUAGGCGUUUCCUACCAAAGGGACACCCUUUUAGACGUGCAAAAGACAAGUUCAUCCAGAAUAAGGAGGAGAAAGAUGGCCCACCUAUUCAUCGAUCAUCUUCAGAAGUGUAUGAUUGUGUUAAAUCUCUCCCUCAAAUUACAUUUGGUACCAAGGCAGGAAAUCAAGAGAUUGAGGGUUUUGGAAAGGAGCAUAAUUGGGUAAAAAGAUCUAUCUUUUGAGAGUUGCCUUACUGGCGUGAGUUGUUAGUACGGCACAACCUUGAUGUGAUGCACAUUGAAAAGAAUGUGUUUGACAAUAUAUGGAAUACUUUGAUGGAUAUCCCAAAGAGGACUAAAGAUAAUGUCAAGGCUCGAUUUGAUUUAGCCAAUAUAUGCAAUCACAAAGAACUUCAUAUGCAACAAAAAUCUAUAGGUCGAUGGGUGAAACCAAAAGCUUGUUAUAGUCUAGAUAAGGCACAGAAGAAAUUGGUACUGCAAUGGGUUAAGAAUCUUAAAUUCCCUGAUGGUUAUGCAUCAAAUUUAGCACGGGGUGUUGAUAUUAAUCGAGGCAAGAUCAUAGGAAUGAAGAGUCAUGAUUGCCAUGUCUUCAUGGAAAGGUUGCUACCUGUGGCAUUUCGUGAUUUCCUCCCCAAGCACAUCUGGAAGUGUUUAGCAGAACUGAGCUACUUCUUUAGGCAACUAUGUGCAAAAGAGGUGGAUAUAGAACAAAUGAAGCACCUACAAAAGGAAGUGCCAGUCAUUGUGUGUAAACUUGAACAAAUUUUUCCUCCUGGAUUUUUUGAUUGUAUGGAACACUUGGUGGUGCAUCUAGCUUAUGAAGCUUUAAUUGGAGGGCCUGUAGCUUACCGCUGGAUGUAUGUAUUUGAAAGGGAGUUACAUGAGGCUCGCAAGAGGGUUCGAAACAAAGCACGUGUCGAAGGUUCAAUUGUAGAGGGGUAUAGGGUACAGGAGGUCUCUAAUUUUAUUUCUAUGUACUUUGCUGAUCAUGUGCGAACAAAGCACACUCGCGUCCCUAGACAUGAUGAUGGUGGUUUCAGAGCACCUACUGACUGGCUGUCUAUAUUCUCUAUCCCAUAUCGCACUCUUGGAAAGAGCACAUCACGUAACUUAUCAAGAGAAGAAUGGCAGGCUGCUAGGGUAUAUGCAUUACUCAAUUGUGCAGAAGUUGACAAAUAUGUCUUGAAAUUUGAUAGGGAGAUGAAACAACAAAACAGGAACAUCACUACAACUCAAUUACAAGAGAUGCAUGAGAAAGAUUUUCCAACCUGGCUUCGUGAGUUGGCUGGAAAAGAUGAAACAGUUGAAGAACAAGUAAGGGCUCUUUCCAUUGGGCCCCGAUACAUGGUUAAGUGUUAUAAGGGAUGUGAUGUUCAGGGGUUUCGUUUUCGUACACAACCAUAUGAACAAAAGAAAUUAACGAGGACAACGACAAAUAGUGGAGUUUGUGUGUCAGCAAAUUGGUUUGAUAACCAAGGGCCUGACUACUAUGGCACUAUCCAGGAGAUAAUAGAGUUGGAAUAUGUCAGUGAUAGUGAUCUAAAGGUGGCUCUAUUUAAGUGUGACUGGUUUGAUCCUAAGAAAGGAGUGAAGUAUGACAAAGCACUAGGCCUAGUUGAAGUUAACCAUAGAUCAAGAUUGGAACAAUAUGAACCUUUUGUGCUUGCAUACCAAGUGGACCAAGUAUAUUAUACACCAUAUCCAUCGCCACCACGUGAAAGAAAAGAUUGGUGGGUUGCAUUCAAGACAAAUCCAAUUGGUACUUUACCCGUUCUUGCAGUGGAUGAUGAAGUUGAUGAUUCGCUUCCUCCUGUAGUUUCUGAAUAAUAUCAAGAGGGAGAGCAGCUUGGAGCUGACAUUUCACAGAAGCUUGGUGAUGAAAGCUUGCUUCAUGAAUCAAAUAUUGUUGAGCAAGUUGAUCCAGAAGAUAUGGAUUUUUUAAAUAGACCAAAUAGCCAUGAGAACAUAGAGAGUUAUGUUGCCAUGGACAGUGAUUGCAGUAGUGAAGAUGAAGGGCCAAUAGAAUCAGAUAAUGACUCAGACAAUGAUAGUGAUUCUAGUGACUAAACAAUUGAUAUAUAUAUAUAUAUAUAUAUAUAUAUAUAUAUAUAUAUAUGUGUGUGUGUGUGUGUGUGUGUGAUAUUAUUAUUUCAUUUUCUCA